AUGGUGAUCAGCUCUGAUGACCCAGCGAUCUUUGGUGCCAAAGGCUUGUCCUACCAUUUCUUUGAGGACUUCAUGGGCAUUGGGGGGAUGAAGGCUGACCUGAGGACCCUCAAACAGCUGGCCAUCAACUCUAUCAAGUACAGUAGCCUGUUGGAGAUUGAGAAAAAUACUUUCAUGGCAAUCUGGAAGAAGAGGUGGGAUAAGUUCAUAGCAGAUGUGGCACGGAGUGAGCAGAAACUAGCCAUCCUCCAUGAGCUGCCUUCCCGCACGUGCUGCCACCGCCACUCACCCGUUCUUGAAUCAGCUCCAUGUCCCCAUCAAAUCAAUGACCUGGGUACGGAGCGACCCUGUGAGAAGCACUUGGCUGGCUGACCAGCUUCAUCCUCUGGAACAUUCUCCCUCAGCUGCAGCAGCAUUGACCCUCCUGAUUUUCUCCACUCUGUGUCCAUCGCUUCCAGUUUCCCUACUUCAGAAUCUCCUCCUCUCUGACCUCUGUGCUGUGUCCUCAGGGCUCAGUCCUGGGCUCUCUUCUAUUCUGAUCUUUCUGUUUAAAAAAAUUUUUUUUUGGCUGGACGUGGUGGCUCAUGCCUGUAAUCCAAGCAUUUUGGAGGCCAAGGGGGGCGGAUCACCUGAGGU
Messenger RNA from Sapajus apella (tufted capuchin), 636 nucleotides. RefSeq names its product adenosine deaminase 2-like. The record is from RefSeq and is a predicted model, not a curated record. The transcript is spliced from 2 exons. NCBI's taxonomy places the organism in Eukaryota, Metazoa, Chordata, Mammalia, Primates, Cebidae. Bases 1 to 372 code for a protein of 123 amino acids.